Molecule: messenger RNA, 2871 nt
Organism: Xenopus laevis (African clawed frog)
Lineage: Eukaryota; Metazoa; Chordata; Amphibia; Anura; Pipidae
Gene: gcc1.L
Product: GRIP and coiled-coil domain containing 1 L homeolog
Exons: 4
Coding region: 409-2523 (704 amino acids)
Cellular component (GO): Golgi apparatus; cytoplasm; endomembrane system
Source: RefSeq, a predicted model, not a curated record
AAUUCUAUGCGUCUAUAUAAUAAAAAUGAAACUAGACUCUAUGCAGAUAUGAGAAAUAUUGUGCUAGGCCUACGGAACACAUUUUAGGACAUCCUCAGGGGGAAUGCGUUCCGUAUUGGCAGGGCUCUAGACUAAAUUGAUAGUCUCACUCAAGCGCCACUUUCUGUGGUGUUCAAACGCUUUUAGCUUUCCCCUCAUGAUUCAUUUACAGGCACAACAAGAUACAGUAUAAUUUAUACGCUGUAUUUGCUUUUCGAGUAGAGCCGGUUGGUUUCCUGUAGUCAAUGUUAAACACUAUCCACCAAAUAAAAAGUUGUCGCCACACCAAAAAAAAAAUCUACAUACGACAAGCCACGCCUUUCUUCAUAGCCCAAUCCAACCAAAAGCAUAGUAAACUGAUCGUUUACCAUGGAGAAAUUAGGAAUGAGCUUUGGAGGUGGUCCAAGUAAGAAAGAACUUCAGGAGUUGGUAGAGACUCAACGGAAACAACUACAACAGUACCAGGUGCGACUGAAGGAUGUUGUGCGAGCAUAUAAGAGUCUUCAAAAAGAAAAGGAGGCCCUUGAGGCCAGUAUCCAUGUCCUUUCCACUACUCAGGAGCCAGCAACUGUUAUCUCAGAAUCUGAAGAGACUAAUGAUGACCAGCAUUCUAUACAUAGUGAGGAUAGUGUUGACACGGCAGGAAGUCUUCCCAGCGCUAGAGGAGGUGAGACCAGUGAGGAUGAGAGACCAGACCCUUCCCAGAGAGGUGGAAUAGAGGAGGCCAGUGGUUCAGAAAGUGGGGUCAGCACAGCCAGUGGAGAAGGAGGUCAAGCCACAGCAGUAGAGACUGACCGAAGGACGGUGCAGCUAAAAAAACAGCUUGCUACACUAACAAGUGCUUUGGCAACAGUUACACAAGAGAAAUCUCGCAUGGAGGCUUCCUAUCAAGCAGAUAAAAGGAAUGUAAAGCAGGGCACAGAGGAGUUGAUGCAGAGCAUGGAGGAAGCGAGGAGCAAUUUGCUGGAAGAACUUCAGAGUCUCCAGGAGCAACUUGCAGAGACCAAGGGCAGAUUAAUAAGCCAGCAGCAUGAUCGUGCUCAGGAGCAAAUAGACCAUGCUAUUAUGCUAAAAGAACUUCAGCGACUCUUACAAGGAGAACGAGACCAUCGUCAGGAAACUGAACUCCGGCUGGAGGAAUCAAGACAAGAGCUAGCAGGCAAGUUAGCAGGCAUAUCAGAGCUGGAAGGAAGGUCUGAGGCAGCUGAAGAGCAAAACAAAAAACUGCUUAAAGAACUUGAAGAACUAAGGAAGGAGUUAUUGGAAGCUAGGCGGCAGGGAGCAGAGCCUGACCCAGCAGUAAGAAAGCUCCAAACAGAGCUGGGAAGAGUGAAAGUAGAGCUGCAUGGUGUUCUGCAGGAAGAAAGAAAAAAGAGGUUGGAUGAGGAACAACAAACUAUGCAGCGUUUUCUACAGGAGGAGCAACGUAUUCGCUCCCUUGAGUCUCAGGUAUCCGAAAUGUCUGAACUUCUUGGUGCAGCUGAAACAUCCAAACAAAGGGAUCAAGCAACUAUUCGCAAGCUUCGGGAACGUCUAAUACAGCUAGAAGCAGAGAACAAAACUCUUGCACUAACCUCUUCAUUGCACGCACCAUCUGAAGUUACUUUUGAUUCUAAUAAAGGGGAGGAUACUGAUGAGGGUUCAGAGCAGCGUGCAUCUGCCCUUUUUUACCAGCAAGAGCUUCAGCAACUGAAGGAGGAAUUUGAACGCUAUAAAUCACGUGCACAAGGUGUACUGAGAACCAAAGGUGCACGAGAGGGAGAACUGGAGGCUGGCAGAAAACAGAUGGCAGAACUGAAAGAACGAUGUGUUUCUCUGCGGCUUUCUUCAGAAGAGGCUGAAAACAGACACAAGGCAGAAAUGGAGGCUGCCCAAAAACAGAUUGCACUAUUGCUUCAGUCUCACCGACUGGAGCUAGAAGCUGUGCGCAGAGAAGGAAGAGACAAUAUGGCUCGUCUGGAUGAAGAAUUGCGACAGCAUAGAGAACGGGUGCUAUCUGUUCUAGCUGAGAAAGAGCAAGAGCUGGAGAGAUUAAGAGAAACAAAGAUCACAACACUGGUCCCUAUUUCAGCCCUGGACUCAAUUGGCAAUGGUCUGGAAAUUCCAAAGGGUUCCUCCUCUACUUUUAUAGUGUAUGCAGAGCAGCUUUCUCGCAAGGAAGCAGAGAUUGGAAACCUACGACGGAGAAAGCAUGAACUAGAGUCAGAACUACAGAGUAUGCAGGAGAAAUUGGCAGAGCAGAAGGAGGAGGUGAAUAUCUUGCAGGAGCAAGUGAAAAAGGAUGUGCGAGAUAGGAGGAGGGAGGGGGCAAACAUGGAGUAUCUGAAAAAUGUAUUAUUAGGAUAUUUGACCUUGCCAGAUCCCAGAGGAAGACAGCAUACACUGAGUGCUCUGCUUGCAGUGUUGCAUUUUUCUCCUGAGGAACGAAAUGCAGCUUUGCGUGCACAGGAGGGGAAUAGGUGGUGGGCAGGAAGCAAGAGGUGACUCCACCUGAAAGACUUGCAUAUGUUGUAAGUAGACAGCACAUUGCACAUUAAAUUUGACAGACAUUCGUGAUCUCCCCUGUGAGAUCUAAGAGGUAAAACUUUGAAGUCAAAAUAGCCUUUUGUCUACCUUUCAACUCUGAUCUAUCUGAAGUUAAAUCAUGCUCCACCUCCUUCCAACUAUACAGUUCUUGACUGAACUGCAGUAGAGUGAUUGUGUCUAAAGAACUCUUCUAGAAAAUUACUGUUGCAAGUGAGAUCUAACUAGUCAGAUUAGGUUGCAUUCAAAAUGUGAUUGUAAAUAUGGCCUUCUUGGCAAAGGAAACAAUAAAACACUGCUUAUAGCAAA